AGCAACCGUGCUUGCUAGCAACAGAAAUCUUAAUCAGAGGAAGAAAAGGAGAGCAUUCAGCCAUGGCAGAGGAGAGGAACCCCCUGCACCUGCCUCACCACAAGGAGGAGGACAAGGAGGGGGAGGAGAAGCAGCAUGGCCACGACCACGGUCACGGUCACGGCCACGGCCACAACCACAAUCACAACCAGACGGAGCACGCCGCCGGGAGGGGGGUGGACAUGGACCUGCCGGCGUACGUCAACAUGGGCUCAUUCACCACCGCGGGCGUUCUCGACUGGAGGUACCAGAAGGCGACAGGGGAGAAGAGGCCGGACAAGGUGAUCGGAUUGAUCAGCGCGGAGCAGGCCAAGGAGGCCGAGCGCAGGGAGGCCGGGGAGCGCAAGGCGGAGGAGGAGGAGGGCGGGGCCGCCUGGGCCAAGAACAAGAACGUCUACCAGUUCUGAUCGCCGCCGGGCGCCCAGCCGUGCUUCUGGCGGCAGAUAGUGUUCUUGAUGGAAAAAGUUUGGGAGAAAUGGUUUUCAACCGUGCGUACUAUAGCGUGCAUGUAUCCACUGUUCAUCAUUACUUGGAGAUUCGUGCUAUGGUUUCUGGUUUUGUCAAUGUUUGUCUUGUUCAAGAGUGUUACAUGAUGUUUCAUCGAUGUUUUUUAAAUGUAUCGUGGAGUUUCGUCGUGUAUCAAUAAAUAAGGGAGUACUAAGUUAAAAAUAA
This is a messenger RNA of Triticum aestivum (bread wheat), 711 nucleotides long. Its product is annotated as homeotic protein female sterile. Lineage: Eukaryota; Viridiplantae; Streptophyta; Magnoliopsida; Poales; Poaceae. The coding region runs from base 63 to 446 and encodes 127 amino acids. The transcript has 2 exons. The record is from RefSeq and is a predicted model, not a curated record.